Capsicum annuum is the source of this 630-nucleotide messenger RNA. RefSeq lists its product as uncharacterized. NCBI's taxonomy places the organism in Eukaryota, Viridiplantae, Streptophyta, Magnoliopsida, Solanales, Solanaceae. The record is from RefSeq and is a predicted model, not a curated record. The transcript has 3 exons. Bases 1 to 630 code for a protein of 209 amino acids.
AUGUCGGAUGAGCUUUGUGCAUUGAAUGAAAAUUCAACUUGGAACUUUGUCGAUAAACCAACGAAUGGAGUUCUCAUUGGAAUGUACAAACAGGAGUAUGGGGUGGAUUAUGAGGAGACUUUUGUACCUGUUGCUAAGAUGACAAUGGCUAGUGAUCUUGUUGCUAUGACUGGUCUUACUGAUGACAAGGUUGUAUACAACCCGAUGGAGAUUAAUACGAAAUAUAAGAAGGCUGAUGGCGAACCAUUCAGUGAUCCCACAUUGUAUCGGCAGUUAGUGGGAUCAUUAGUUUAUGUCACUAUGACAUGGCCAGACAUCUCAUAUGCGGUACAAGUUCUAAGUCAGUUUGUAGCUAAUCCUUACCGUAUAUAUCACACUGCAUUACUUCGUGUCAUUCGGUAUGUCUGUGGUUCUAUGAAUCAAGGUAUUCUCUUCCAUUCAGAUUCUCCUAUAAAUCUUAAGAGAUAUACGGAUGCAUACUGGGCUGGUUGUACCGAUUCUCGUCCUUCCGUUACUGGUUGGUGCAUAUUUCUAGGCACAUCCUUGAUAUCUUGGAAAUGUAAGAAACAAUUUCAUACGUCUAAAUCAUCUAUGGAGGCUGAGUAUCGAGCUAUGUCGGCAGGAAGUUAG